This is a messenger RNA of Priapulus caudatus, 2173 nucleotides long. Its product is annotated as D site-binding protein-like. Gene Ontology annotation, biological process: regulation of transcription by RNA polymerase II. The coding region runs from base 68 to 1000 and encodes 310 amino acids. The transcript has 4 exons. Gene Ontology annotation, molecular function: RNA polymerase II cis-regulatory region sequence-specific DNA binding; DNA-binding transcription factor activity, RNA polymerase II-specific. Gene Ontology annotation, cellular component: nucleus. The record is from RefSeq and is a predicted model, not a curated record. Lineage: Eukaryota; Metazoa; Priapulida; Priapulimorpha; Priapulimorphida; Priapulidae.
AGCGCGAAGGAGGGGGAUCGCAAACGGCGGUGAAUGCCGAUGACUGCGGUAGGAGGGCUCACACACGAUGGGAGAUGCGUCAUUUUUUGACUACAUCACGAAUUCGGCAGCUAACCUUCUUCAUCACAACCAACUCUUCAGCCCCGGAAGUGUCGCGAACAGUUACGAUCCGACAGGGGGAAGUCAUAAUGCUCAGCAGUUGUGGUCACAUGCGCACCUGCAGCCAGAACCAGCAGCGCCCCCUGCCGGCAGCGCACAUGCACACGACGUCGUGCUGAAGAACGUGAAAACAGGUCUUCCUCUUACGCCACCUGGUAGUCCAGAUGAAGCCAAAGAUCUCAGCACAGCUCAUCGCCACCAGAUGUCACAGCCGCCCGCCAUGCUCUCCACAAACAACGACUUCUCGCUAUCCGCCUUCUCCUCCGGCCACGGCAUGGCCGCCGCCGCCGCCGCCGCUGCCUGGCAUGGCUUCCCCGGUUACGGCGCUCACUCGCUGCCUCUCGCGGAUGCUCACGCGACAGAGGGCGCCACCGUCGACCAGGUGAACUUUGGCGCGAGCACGAGCGCGGGGGCGCUGUCGUCGCAGGCGGUGCUGGCGAAGCCCGUGCCCGUACGGCGACUGUCGGAGAAGCGCAUAGCGCAGGCUCGCGCCUGCAUCGGAUCCGUACCUGGCAUCAUGCCGGACCACAACGACCUCGGGCCCGUGAUGGCGCGCGCGAUCGCGGCGACGACGAGCGCCCAGCGGCGCCCCCGCACGGAGAAGCGGCCCGUGCCGAGCGAGUCGAAGGACGUGCGCUACUACGAGCGCCGCUCGCGCAACAACUCCGCCGCGAAGAAGUCGCGCGACAUGCGCAAGGAGCGCGAGGACGAGAUCGCCGUGCGCGCCUGCUUCCUCGAGAAGGAGAACGCCGUCCUGCGCGCGCAGGUGUCGACGCUGCGCGACGAGGCCGGCUCGCUGCGGCAGCUGCUGAUGCAGAAGCGCGGCCGCCACGCCAUGUGAUGACGACGACGACGACGACGAUGGAUGACGCUACUAGUGCUCGCUGUUCCCAGCAGGGUGCGCGGGCGCGUGCAGUCUUUCACUCGGUAGAUGUGAGCUUCGAAGAUUCCCCACCAUCUCCGGGGGGUGUGUCGCCCCCCUGGCGGCGGUGCAGUCGCGAAUAUUUUUUUAAUACCGAAUGAAACACGGCGGUUGUCUUGUUGUGUAUGCGCGCGGUUCGGCUGCGGUGUUGUUGUUGUUGUUGUUGUUGUUGUUGUACAUAUGUACUGUAAAGUUGCGUGGAGAUGGUAGCGCGGCGAUUUUCGGCUGACGCAUUAUUCGUGAGCUGAUGUGAUAUUGCUACAGCUGCUGCACACCUUGAACAUUGACCUUACUACCGACCAGCCGUCCCCGGCCCCCCUCCACAUAUUAUUAUACGGAGAGGAAAUUUUUUUAUGCAUUCGAUGUGAUUUGUACCAAUGUAUGCACGCGUCUAUAUAUAUAUAUAUGUGCGCGCGCGCGUGUGUGUUUACGUGUUUUCACGGGUGCAGGGUCACGUGAUGUGACCGCUGUUAACUUGAUUAAUACGGGUAUUAUGUUAAUAGAUGGCGCUGCGUGUUCUAGCGUGAAGAGAAUGGAUGCGUCAGUAUGAUGGGAGGGUAGGUGUUACGGAUUGUUGCCAUGCACACUUGCUCAAGCAAUGUACUAUUUUAUAUCUCAGGAAUACCAUGUGUGCGUGCGCGUGCGCGUGCGCGUGCGCGUGCAGGCCCACAUGCUGUGUGUGCUUUUUCGACCCAUUGUGAUCCUAUUUAUACCUCGUUUUUUUAAUUGCGCGGAACAGUGUUCACUUCUUUCACGAGUGAGUUGUUAUUCCGCUUCGUCAUUGGCUCUCAGAUCGUGAGCGCCUCUUGUUCCAGUGUGCUGCUGUCUUGUUCAUGAAGCAAUCGCCCCCAUGCCGUAACUUGCUUAAUGCUCAUAGCAGAAGAAGCCAGAUAGAUUGAAGCCCAGUAUGCACUCACCAAGCUUUUACUGACGAGUAUCGUAAGCUGUGGAGAAAGAGAGGGAAGAGAGAGAGAGGUGGAAAGUGAGAGUGGGGCAGAUGAGAGGGAGUGUGUCUGUGAGAGAAAGAGAGAGAGAGAGAAAAAGAGAGAGAGAGAAGGAGAGAGGGAGAGAAGGAGAGAGAGAGAGAAGGAG